Molecule: messenger RNA, 1097 nt
Organism: Cladophialophora immunda
Lineage: Eukaryota; Fungi; Ascomycota; Eurotiomycetes; Chaetothyriales; Herpotrichiellaceae
Exons: 4
Coding region: 194-691 (165 amino acids)
Biological process (GO): cell redox homeostasis; hydrogen peroxide catabolic process; cellular response to oxidative stress
Cellular component (GO): mitochondrion; cytoplasm; peroxisome
Molecular function (GO): thioredoxin peroxidase activity
Source: RefSeq, a predicted model, not a curated record
GUUUUGCCGCGGUCUUCCAAAGUGGUUUUGUCAAUGAGGGGCUGCUCGCAGUCAGCAAUUACUGCACCCUUCCGCCAUAACGAUCCCCAAGUACACAAAUCAGCUCUCUUUCGACGUUGAAUCGACUUUUUCUAGGCUCUUGGUAUCAGGCUGUACUCAUUCGAGACAUUGGAACCUCAAAACACGAUCCACAAUGGCCGGGCUCAAAGAAGGGGACCAAUUUCCUCCAGAUGUUGUCUUCUCCUACGUUCCCUACACCCCCGAAAGCGCGGCCAUCACCAGUUGUGGCAUCCCACAAAACUACAAUGCGUCGAAAGAAUGGGCGGAUAAAAAGGUUGUCCUCUUCGCCGUGCCCGGCGCUUUUACUCCCGGGUGCAGCGUGAGGCACCUCCCCGGUUACAUUGACGCGCUACAGGAUAUCAAGGGGAAGAAGGUGGAUAUAGUGGCUGUUUUGGCCUUUAACGAUGCUUGGGUUAUGAGCGCCUGGGGAAAGGCGAAUGGAAUUAAAGAUGAGAUUCUGUUCCUUUCCGACCCGGAAACCAAAUUCUCGAAAUCCAUCGGCUGGAAUCUCGGCGAGCGAUGCGCGCGGUAUGCCAUGAUCAUCGACCACGGCAAGGUCGUUUACGCAGAGAAGGAACCUGGCCGGGACGUAACGGUCUCGGGAGCCGCAGCUGUGCUCGCUAAACUAUGACAUCGCCCUGCAGAUAAAGUGCCUGGACCUAUCGACGCACUGGAUGCAUGACCGACGGUCCGAUGCAUAUCUAGAUAUAGGAUCGGGAAGAGCUCUGUCCCGAACUCGUAUUUAUGCAAUCCAGAACAAAAAAGGAGAAGUCAGGGGAUCUACUCAAAUCUACUUUAACGUGUGCACUAGACUGCGCGUCAGAAUGAAGUAGAUCAAGAUAGAUAUAGAUACAAGUCACUGUUGCCCGCCAUGGUUUGGUAUCUGACGCCUUUCGCUGCUUUGGUUCAUCCCUGGGGUUUGGUGAAGUCGAUCCCUCAAUUUUCGCUGAAAACAGAAACUGGCAGAAAGGAUGCCAGGCAUCCAAAACAAUCAUGGCAUGCGCAGCAGGUCCUCAAAGUCUGGUAACCUUCGCUUU